UUUAAUAUGGAGGAACGUUACAAUCUGGCCUGGCCUAACCUGAUCUUAGCUGAUUUGAUGAAAACAAACCAAACUAGACUCGAUUCGACUGGAGUAGAUCGGAUUCGAUCGCAUCAUUAGGUUAGGGACGCGCGCUUUAGUUCUGUUUGCUACGCUCUGCGUCGGACUAUGAACUUUUCCGAGGUGCAAAUGGACGACAUAAUCACGUCGAGUAUUACGUCGCCGCAGUUCUUAGAAUUACCCUUCCGAGCGAAUUCGAACGUCACUACUUUCGCGGAGCAUAAUAGUGGCGGGAACAUGCAGUCUCAGGAAGCUCAAACUUCUAUUUCAGCGAUAGCUGAUUUGAAAACGGAAUCGUAUCCUCAACACCAGCAACAUUUGUCGUAUAAUAUGGCAAAUACUAUGAGUGAUUAUCUUCACAAGUGGCAUACUUCGACUUUACCUUUAAUAACACUGCAAUUCGUGAAACAACAAGUAGAGCAAUUGAAGAAAGAGAAAGUAGGAGAGGAGAAAGUGGAGCAUGUGCAGAAUAAUAUUCUGAAUAUACCCAGUGUGCCAGUAUUCCGAAGUUCUCAAGUGCAAAAUAGCAGCAAUUUUACAAACACAGAUCCAAUGUUAAUGUCUGUUAAUCCAUUUGAUCUGAAUGUACAUUUAGAGAGCGAACAAGAGAAUGAGAGCAACUCACAGCCAGUUGUGAAGGUGGAACAACAAGUGCAAACUGAUUCGCCGAAGAUCGAGAAGAAGCCGAGGUUUCGAGCAAAAAUUGGUGAAAUCAAGAUCAGUGUUGAUUCACGUGGAUCGACAUAUUACUGUUGUCCAGAAUGUAACAUAGGCUAUACAGACAAGGCAGAUAUUGAUAAACAUAUACAAGCACACAUACAGGAGCGAAAGUACGAGUGUAAAGAGUGUGGUGCUCUGUUAAAGAGAAAAGAGCAUCUGGAUCAACAUAUGCGCGGUCAUUCAGAUGAGCGGCCUUUCAAGUGCAAAGUGUGUGAAAAGGCCUUUAAAAGAAACGAACACCUAACGAGGCACUUCGUCAUCCAUUCCGGAGAUAAGAACUUCUUAUGCACGGUGUGUAAUAAAGCAUUCUCACGCAAGGAUCAUUUGAACAAGCACACGCAAACGCAUUCGGGCAUGCGAAAAAACAAGAUGAAGAACAAUACCUUUUACAUCGAUCAGAAGGAUCCGUUUGAUAAGAGUACUGAUGUUUCGACAACGGUGCCCAGACAAGAGGCCAAGUAUGUCUUAAAGGAUAGCAUGCCGAAGGAAAGCAUUCUUUCUCAGAUACCGGAGAGCGUUCUUCUUCAAAAUAUUCAAAAUCUCGCGAGGGAUCCGAACUUAUUGCACACAUUGUCUUCGCUCAAAGAACAGAUGAUGAGGGAGAGCAGUGUGAUGCAGCAAGAUGACAUUAAUACAGACGAGAUCUUGCCCGAUAACGUAAGAUACAUAAUGCAGUCUUAGCCGUAAGCGAAGUCUAAAGCAAUAGAAGCAAAUUAGUUAUUGCACGGGUAGAGGAAGCCGUAAGUAAGCCGAUUGUAAUUUUGUAAUACUUCUUUAGCUGCUACGACCGCGUUGUGAGUUGUAACUUACAACAUGUGGGCGAUAUGAAUUAAUGCUUGCGACUUCUCCAUCAUUUCUGGUUCCAACAAAGGCGCGAAAUCUUGCCGUAAAAUUCAUUUUCAGUGACAAAACAUGAAAACGUGGUAGAUACUUUAAUCAAAUUCAAGUACACAUUGCACAUAUAUAUUAAGGCUUAUGGUGGCUAUUCACCGCGAUCAUCUUGAUUUAUCAGAUCCCAAAAGCGAGAAAAUAAAUGUUCAAAAUUCUUGUAAAAUAUGUCGAAGUAAAAAGUUAUCUUCACAAAAUAACAUUUGUAAUCGGCCGAGCAUAUCUAUAUAAAAUAGCUAAUUCACUUUUCUUUCACUAUAAUGAUCAAUAAAUUAUCGUAAAAGUAAUACAGCAGAAAAGUUAUAUCAAUGUAAAAAGAUAGAUUACAAAACAACAGUUGCAUGUCGCCGCGGCGAGUAGCCAGAGGCCUUAAACAUUAUAUAUUUUUUACAUUUUCAGUAAACUCUCAAAUAUGCAUCUUCCGUAACAUCGUGGAAAUUUGAAUUUUCAUCCUACUUUUAUCGAGCUUUAAUUCAUUCUAUUUCUUAGUGUGAAAAUGUUGAUGUCAACGCCAAGUCAAAUGCUAUACUGAAUAAUGCCCAUCCAUCAUUAUUGAUUAUUAUAGCGACUGACUUCGUGUCAAUUGAUUUUUUCUUGUGUGUUUCUAAGAUAUUAGAUACACCAAUUACGGUAUCUAAUUCUUCGGGUAUCUUAAGAAAUCGAGCAUUCAGGCAUCUGAGCAAUACAGGACAAAUCUGGAUAUUCAGGUAGAAGGGUUAACUGGCUAACAGAGCUUGCAAAACACAAACAAAGAAGUUUUAAUAAACACAGGUCUGUAAAUUGAUCGUUUCAAAGAUAUUCAGUUUUCUUUUUUAUUUUAUACAU
Messenger RNA from Harpegnathos saltator (Jerdon's jumping ant), 2493 nucleotides. RefSeq names its product zinc finger protein 568. The coding region runs from base 169 to 1461 and encodes 430 amino acids. The transcript has 3 exons. Lineage: Eukaryota; Metazoa; Arthropoda; Insecta; Hymenoptera; Formicidae. The record is from RefSeq and is a predicted model, not a curated record.